ACACACUAAUAAUCAGAGUGCUCUCUCUCUCUCUCUCUCUCUCAAUCUCUCUAAUGGAGCUCUCCAUGAUUGUUUUGGCAGGACUUGCUCUCCUCUGCCCUUUAUUCUUUGUUUGGAAACUGCUUAACCAAUGGAGAGACCCAGGAGGUUGUUACAUAAUAGGUUACGAGUGCCACAAGCCCGCUGAAGAUAGGAAGCUGGACACAGAACAAUGUGGAGAUAUCAUCAAACGUAACAAAAACCUAACCCUUGAAGACUACAGGUUUCUGUUACGUAUGUUCGUUAGAGCUGGCAUUGGUGAAGAAACCUACGGCCCUAGAAACAUCAUCGCCGGCCGAGAAGACUCACCAACGCUCACCGACGCCAUCUCUGAAAUGGAAGAAUUCUUCUUCGAAACACUCGAUAAACUUUUCGCGAAAACCGGAGUUUCGCCGUCGGAGAUCAACAUACUUGUCCUUAAUGUAUCCAUGUUAGCUCCAACGCCUUCUUUAGCUGCAAGGAUAAUCAACCAUUACAAGAUGAGAGAAGACAUUAAAGUCUUUAACAUCUCUGGUAUGGGGUGUAGUGCAAGUGUGGUCUCCUUAAGUGCCAUUCAGAAUAUCUUCAUCUCUCAUAAAGACUCACUUGCUAUCAUGGUCACUGCUGAAUCCAUGGCACCAAACUGGUAUACUGGUAAAGAUAGAUCUAUGAUUCUUACAAAUUGUUUAUUUCGUUCUGGUGGUUGUUCUAUAUUGUUAACUAAUAAACCAAGCUUAAAGGGUAGAGCUUUGUUUAAGCUUAAGCAUUUGGUUACUACUAAUCUUGGUGCAAUUGAUGAGGCUUACCAGUGUGCAAUGCAAACUGAGGAUGAGCAUGGAAGGAAAGGUUUUAACCUAAAUAAGAGUUUACCAAGUGUUGCUGCUCGUGGUAUGAUUGAGAACCUUAAGGUUAUGGCACCUAAGGUUCUUCCUAUAAGGGAACAAGUACGUUAUAUAGUUUCAAGAUAUGUUAAGAAGUGGAGGAAGGGUAAAGGUGUCCAUGUAGAGGGUGAAGAAAGCAAAGGGGGAGUGAAUUUCAAGACUGGUGUAGAUCACUUCUGUCUUCACGCCGGCGGUAGGGCUGUAAUUGAUGGAGUUGGGGAGAGCUUAAGGCUUUCUGAAUUCGAUCUAGAGCCGACGAGAAUGGCUCUUUAUCGAUUCGGGAACACGUCGGCGAGUAGUCUUUGGUAUGUUUUGAGUUACAUGGAAGCUAAGAAGAGGUUGAAGAAAGGUGAUAGAGUGAUGAUGAUAAGUUUUGGAGCUGGUUUUAUGUGCAAUAGUUGUUUGUGGGAGGUGGUUAGGGAUUUGGAAGAUGAGAAUGUUUGGAAGGAUUGUCUUGAAAGGUACCCUCCCAAAACCCUAGUGAACCCUUUCAUGGAGAAGUUUAGUUGGAUCAAUGAUGAGAAUUUGAAUGAAACCAUGUUAGAGGCUUUCCGGAUGAUGUGAAUCUUCUCCAAUUUCCUGAUUAUCUACUAGCAACUAGCAAGGUCUUUAUUGUUAUUUUUAUCUUUAUUUUUAUUUCUAUUUAUAUUUAUAUUUUUAUUGUCUCAAUUAUGUUGUCCUGGGUUGGUCCAUAAUAUAGUACAAGAGAAGGGAAGCAUAAAUAUUAGAAUUUAUUGUGGCUUUCCUGGUAAAUUGUACUACUGCAGUAUUGAAUUGGUAAUUAUUAAUCAUAAACGAUAGAAAAGCAUUGGAUUU
Molecule: messenger RNA, 1715 nt
Organism: Macadamia integrifolia
Lineage: Eukaryota; Viridiplantae; Streptophyta; Magnoliopsida; Proteales; Proteaceae
Product: 3-ketoacyl-CoA synthase 12-like
Exons: 1
Coding region: 54-1463 (469 amino acids)
Biological process (GO): fatty acid biosynthetic process
Cellular component (GO): membrane
Molecular function (GO): acyltransferase activity, transferring groups other than amino-acyl groups
Source: RefSeq, a predicted model, not a curated record